Messenger RNA from Physella acuta, 4363 nucleotides. RefSeq names its product ankyrin repeat domain-containing protein 50. Gene Ontology annotation, molecular function: protein binding. NCBI's taxonomy places the organism in Eukaryota, Metazoa, Mollusca, Gastropoda, Physidae. The record is from RefSeq and is a predicted model, not a curated record.
GUGGGGCUGCCUGCGGGGCUGUCUGCAAGCUGUUUGAUGCAGUUAAAAAAAAAGAUUUGCAGACUGUCAAUGCCCUUCUAGAUGAAGGCAUCCCUGCCAACAUCAAAGAUGAGAACACAAACACAGCACUAAUAUUUGCAGCCUUCCACGCUGGGUAUGAACUUGUCUUACUUUUAUUGAGGCGCAAUGCUGAUCCAAAUCUUCCAAACAGCUUUGGAGUGACUCCCCUUAUGUGCGCAGCGUGGGCGGGGCAUCUUAACAUCGUACAGGCACUGUGUACAAGAGGAAGUGACAUCAACGCCAGGACAGCCAAUGGCUGGACUCCUCUCAUGAUGGCAAGUCACAAGAAACAUGUGGAGGUGGUUAAAGUCUUGUGUCAGCGUAAGGCUGACGUCAAUGCCCACAAUGACCUGGGUAAGACAGCUCUGAUACUGGCUUCAGUCAGUGGACACAGGGAAACAGUGCGCUAUCUUCUGCCUAGAGUCAAUGAUGUCAACAGCAGAAAAAAGAAUGGCUGUACAGCUUUGAUCUCUGCUGCCAACAAAGGCCAUGCCAGGAUUGUCAAGGAUUUGUUGAGGUCUGGGGCUGACGUCAAUGCCACAUGCAAUGCUUCACGCACGGCUUUAAUGUAUGCCUCACAAAGGGGCUUUUUCAAAGUGGUGACAGCUCUUCUCACCAAACCUUGUCAUGUUGACAUCCAAGAUGUAGACGGUGUGACAGCCUUGAUGCUGGCUGCAUAUGAAGGACACAAGGACAUCGUUGAAGUCUUAUACAAGAAAACAGCAGAUAUCAACCUAGCCAGCAAUAAAGGUUGGACAGCCUUGACCUUUUCUGUCUUUGGAGGACAAGUAGAGACCUUGAGAUUUUUCCUUGACCUUGGCUGUGCUGUGAAUGCCAGAGAUGAAGAAGGAUGGACAUUGCUGAUGCACGCUGUUAGUGAAAAACAAAACGCAGUCGUGCAGCUUCUGCUGCAGCACAAUGCCGAUGUCAAUGUUGCCAGCUGCUCAGGCUGGAGCCCACUCAUGGCUGCCGGCUACAGGGGUCACCUGACAACUGGCCAGCUACUGCUGGACCACGGCCCCACCUGUGUGGACAUUGAUGCCCAGGACGUGGAUGGUUUGACUGCUGUCAUGGCAGCAGCUUUUGCUGGUCAGGAUGAAUCUCUGCAACUCUUGCUCAUGAACGGCGCUGACAUCAACAGGACUAGCAAAACAGGCUGGACAGCGCUCAUGUGUGCGUCUGUGUGUGGUCACGCCUCAACUGUAUCUCUCAUCAUUCAGUGGGAAGGGAAAGUUCAUGUCAAAUGUAAGGAUGGCUUUACUGCCCUUGUGUGGGCAGCAGCUUAUGGGCAUCUAAGCUCUGUUGAGCUCCUUCAUAAGGCAGGAGCUAAGAUUGAUGAAAAAAAUACUAAUGGCUGCACUGCUCUGAUGUGGGCCUCUGAGGGUGGACAUAAGGCAGUGGUGGACUACUUGUUGGAUCAGGGCAGUGAUCCCAACGCCAGGGACAGGUACAACUGUACAGCCUUGAUGUGGGCAUCUAGAAAGGGUCAGCUGGAGGUUGUGGAGCGCCUGUGUCGCCAUGGCGCUCAGAUCAACCUGUCCAGCAGCAAUGGGUGCACUGCAUUAGACCUGGCACACAAGGGAGGCCACGCUGUUGUGGAAAAGUUUCUCUUUGAGGCCAUGCUGCGCUCAGGGAUGGCACAGACCACUCCAGGCCAUCUCACUCCAGGCCAUCUCACUCCAGGCCAUCUCACUCCAGCAGGUACUGAUACAAACAAUGCAAUGCCAAGGGAAACUACCCAGCAUUUACCAUCCAGUGAAGUGCAGGAACCUGAGGGUGAUCCACCAUGUCAGCAGCCGCUGCCCAUCACCCCUGGGUCCGCCCCAGCAAGCAGUGGGUUCAACUAUCAAGGAUUUAUUAAUUACAUGAAAUCCUGCGCCAAUUUUUACAUGGCGAAUCAAUCAUCCAAGCCAGCUCAGCCAAUUAGAAUCUCAGUGGAUGGUGAAUCCAGUCAGACACCAGAGAUUGUUGCUGGCUUUAAACUCAAUGUGAUUUUCAAAAACCUUUCUUGUGAGACCCUCAACAUUGAUACAGCUACCAAUGUGGCUACAGGAAAAUAUUCAAAAAUCAUUCACAGCUCUCAGACUAGUUCGGAGGGUGGGUCAGACGACUCGGAGGAUGACAACCCUCUUAGGUUGGCAUCCCUAGGCUCACAUCCCCCAGGGCCUGACAACCCUCUUAGGUUGGCAUCCCUAGGCUCACAUCCCCCAGGGCCUGACAACCCUCUUAGGUUGGCAUCCCUAGGCUCACAUCCCCCAGGGCCUGACAACCCUCUUAGGUUGGCAUCCCUAGGCUCACAUCCCCCAGGGCCUGACAACCCUCUUAGGUUGGCAUCCCUAGGCUCACAUCCCCCAGGGCCUGACAACCCUCUUAGGUUGGCAUCCCUAGGCUCACAUCCUCCAGGGCCUGACAACCCUCUUAGGUUGGCAUCCCUAGGCUCACAUCCCCCAGGGCCUGACAACCCACAUUGUGCCACACACAGAGAGGAAAUCUUGCUGCAACAGUUUGAGGAGAAUCUGCAGCUAGGGGAACUUUCUGGAAUAAGAGGUGGAUCAACAGACUUAGUUUCUGAUGGCGACACCUCGUUACCUCAUCCCACCUCGUUACCUCAUCCCACCUCGUUAUCUCAUCCCACCUCAUUAUCUCAUCCCACCUCGUUACCUCAUCCCACCUCAUUACCUCAUCCCUCCUCACUGUCUCACCCCUCCUUGACUAGAGGUGAAGUUAAGGAUGUUGGAAAAAGUGUACAAAAUUUGGACAGGAAAACGUUAACAGGAAAAAGGCGGAAAGAUUUUUUUCUUACUGGAACAAGCAAAAGGAAAAAGUAAAUAUUUUUGUCAUCAGCUUGGACUCGCCUUACUCCAGUUUCCUGUUAAAGGUAGCUACAUUUAGUCCCCCCCUCUCCCCACACUGGUGAAGAUUUGGCUUGUGCCUUAGCACCAGUCAUGCCUGGAUCUUGUGCCUUAGCACCAGUCAUGUCUGGACCUUGUGCCUGUUGUCUGUCUUGGAUGGCCUUACAAACUUAUAAAACCAUUUUUGAUCAACUUAUAAAACCAUUUUUGAUCAACUUAUAAAACCAUUUUUGAUCAACUUAUAAAACCAUUUUUGAUCAACUUAUAAAACCAUUUUUGAUCAACUUAUAAAACCAUUUUUGAUCAACUUAUAAAACCAUUUUUGAUCAACUUAUAAAACCAUUUUUGAUCAACUUAUAAAACCAUUUUUGAUCAACUUAUAAAACCAUUUUUGAUCAACUUAUAAAACCAUUUUUGAUCAACUUAUAAAACCAUUUUUGAUCAACUUAUAAAACCAUUUUUGAUCAACUUAUAAAACCAUUUUUGAUCAACUUAUAAAACCAUUUUUGAUCAACUUAUAAAACCAUUUUUGAUCAACUUAUAAAACCAUUUUUGAUCAACUUAUAAAACCCACUUUUGAUGAACUUAUAAAACCACUUUUGAUCAACUUAUAAAACCAUUUUUGAUCAACUUAUAAAACCACUUUUGAUCAACUUCCCCACUUUUGAUGAACUUAUAAAACCAUUUUUGAUCAACUUAUAAAACCAUUUUUGAUCAACUUAUAAAACCCACUUUGGAUCAAAACUUUUUUUGCUUUGUAUGUGUAAAUUGUGUAAAUAAAUGGGCAGCAUUUGUAGACUUUGUAAAUAAAAUAUCAUGGUUUCUCACCUCCAAAGAAUAUAUUCUAAUUUUAGUACGGGCCUUAACUUUUUUUAUUGACUACUUGUACCCAUGCCAGUUGUUCAACUUUAUUAUCUUUUGAUUAAACUUAGUUGGGCAACUUUUAGGAUAUUAAAUGGUAGGAUGUAGGACAAUUUUAAUACAUUAUAACUAGAUGAUUUAGGACAUCAUAACUAGAUGAUGUAGGACAAACCUUUAGGACAUUAUAACUAGAUGAUGUAGGACAAACCUUUAGGACAUUAUAACUAGAUGAUGUAGAACAAACCUUUAGGACAUAACUACAUGAUGUAGGACAAACCUUUAGGACAUUAUAACUACAUGAUGUAGGACAACUUAUAGGACAUUAUAACCACAUGAUGUAAAAUGGUUAGGACACAGUCUGAUACCAAAUUGUCCAGUUUAGGACAUUGCUUACAUAAUGACACAUGUAACUAGAUCUUUUCUUACAUAAUGACACAUGUAACUAGAUCUUUGCUUACAUAAUGACACAUGUAACUAGAUCUUUGCUUACAUAAUGAAUUGUGUAACUAGAUCUUUGCUUACAUAAUGACAGUGCCAUUCUUAAAUGUCUUGUGUCUCAAGGGUUCAAUUCAUGAUCAGUUGUGUCAUGA